This is a messenger RNA of Coregonus sp. 'balchen', 16596 nucleotides long. The record is from the annotation of a GenBank genome assembly. NCBI's taxonomy places the organism in Eukaryota, Metazoa, Chordata, Actinopteri, Salmoniformes, Salmonidae.
AUGACCCGCCAGACGGAGGCUGAUAUACCUGGUAAAAAAAAAACUGUCAAGUGUCUGUAACUCGCUUUUUUAAAAGCAUAUGGCUGUUAUUUAGAUAGUAUAGCACCAGUAAUGUGUGGUGGUGACCAUUCGCUAACCUGCUGCUAUUUCUGACUUGCAGCAGCUUAAAUAGGUUGCUGACAACCGCUUAGCAUUAGGAAUUACCUACUCCUGUAACGUUAGCCUAGUGAAAUCAGGGUCAUUUUAGUACAACCGAACAUUGUAGGCUAUAUUAGACCUGUUAUAUCCCCAAACUCCAAUGAACUGUCAUAGUUUCUCUCCUGUCUGAAAGUUAUUUUUUUUUACCCUAACAGAAACAGGAGCAGUCUUCACUUUUGGGAAGAGCAAGUUUGCUGAUAAUGUGCCCAGUAAAUUCUGGCUGAAGAAUGACCAUCCAGAAGAAAUCUCAUGUGGGGGUGAUCACACCGCUGUCAUAACAGGUACUCAAUUUGUAGCCAACUCUCUCCCGUGUGAUUGGGUGACUUGGAGACACUGUAUAAAACCAUAAAUUAUCAGUUUGUUGUUUAUAAAAUGUCUGUAAGUUAUUAUAAAUAGUUAUUAACAGUUUAUUGAUGCUAUAUUGGACCUGUAAUUAGUUAGUGUAAUGAACAAAAUGCAUUAUACUUCAAGACAUCUAUAGUAUUUAGGCAUUCAAAUAAAAAUUAAUACAUUUAAAAAAGCAUAAGAACAGUAUAAUUAAGAGUUUUAUUAGCAGUUUAUGAAAUAUAAGUGUAAUGCCUCUUCUCCUACCUGUAGGCCAUGGCAGGCUGUUCAUGUUUGGAAAUAAUACCUGGGGUCAGCUAGGACUGGGGUCAAAGAUCAACGUCAACAUCAACAAGCCCACCACUGUGAAAGGUCAGUCAGUCCAUCAUGUACUAGGAUUAUGUUUGACUCAUGUUUUGUCUUAAGUUUUACUACGUUUUGUAAUGUUAAAACAUGUUUUUUUCCUUUAGCAUUGAAGUCUGAAAAAGUGAAGUUUGCAUCAUGUGGGAGAGACCACACAAUAGUGUGCACAUGUAAGAAAACCAUGUUAUUUUACUCUGCAUUACUUUAGAGGAUGUUAGGAUUGAAUAUCUGCCAUUAUCAUUACUUAAGAUUCUUUCCCCCAUGGUUGUCAGGGAGUGGGCGUGUUUAUGGUGCUGGCAGUAACCAGGAGGGGCAGCUUGGUUUGGGACACUGUGAUGACACAAACACCUUCCACCUGCUUCAUCCUUUCUCUGACCACGCACCAAUCAAAAUGCUUGCUGCUGGCUGCAACACCUCAGCUGCCCUGACAGGUAAGGAUGACGACAGAUGGGUUGUUUACUUGCAUCAUCAGUGUAGAGCAGUGUGUUUGUCUAUCUAUCUAUCAUCUAUCUAUCUAUCUAUCUGUCUGUCUGUCUGUCUGUCUGUCUGUCUGUCUGUCUGUCUGUCUUUCUUUCUUUCUUUCUUUCUUUCUUUCUUUCUUUCUUUCUUUCUUUCUUUCUUUCUUUCUUUCUUUCUUUCUUUCUUUCUUCUCUGUCAGUCUGUGUGCGUUUCUGAUCUUUCACAUGCCGUCUGUGUGCUGUGUUGUUAGAGGAGGGUAGGCUGUUCAUGUGGGGUGAUAACUCUGUGGGCCAGAUCGGUCUGGGGACAGAGAGCUACGCCUCAGAGCCCAGAGACAUGAUGGUGGGACAGCCAGUGGCCUGGGUGUCUUGUGGAUACCACCACUCAGCGUUCGUCACAGGUAAUACACUCACACAUGCAGGGUUAUUUUAUAUUGGGGAGCUUAACCUUAUGCAUACCACAUCCUGUUGUUAUAUAGUAACGCGGCUGGGUUAUUGUUGUUGUUUUGGGCUUGUUCCAGUGGAUGGGGACCUCUACACGUUUGGGGAGAGUGGGAACGGAAGGCUGGGUCUAUUCCCAGACCAGCUAGCCAAUCACAGAGUCCCUCAGAGGGUGGAAGGCAUCCAGGACCCGGUCAUCCAAGUGUCCUGUGGAGGGGAGCACACAGUGGCACUCACAAGUAAAUACCUCUGUGAAAUACUAUUACUAUUAACCUUUUCACAUGUGAGUUCCAAAUAUCUCUAACAGUCGCCCCAGCGUGAGUUGUUUUAUGCGUGUGAUGUCAGAAUGCACUCACUGAUUCAAGAUAUGAUUGUUACGCAAUAGGACAGUUAACCCACGCUGCCCUCAAACCAAGGCACACUGCCUGCUAAUUAUCUAUAGACUAUGUUUCAACUUGUCAACAUCAAAUGAUUUUCUAACAAGUUAGAUUUUCGAACAACAGUUUGAAUUGAGGUCUGUUCCGCCUCCUCAUUAAUUCACAUAAGAAGUAGCCCAUUUCACUGUUGCGGACAAUUUAUGUUUGAGGCUUUACUGAGCCUUAUGAUUAUGAUGAGCUAAUGCUAAGCUAUUUGCCAGCUAUGUGUGGCGCCAUGUUUGUUGACAUCAUACAGUGCAUUCUGGUUGUCACGUAAGCGUCUGUCAGACCAAAGAUGUUAUAAAAAACAAGGUGAAGGGAUAGUUCACUCGACUGACUUAUAGUCCCGUGUAGCUCAGUUGGUAGAGCAUGGCGUUUGCAACGCCAGGGUUGUGGGUUCGUUUCCCACGGGGGACCAGUAUGAAUAAAAAUAAUAAUAAAUGUAUGCACUAACUGUAAGUCACUCUGGAUAAGAGCGUCUGCUAAAUGACUAAAAUGUAAAUGUAAUGGUGCUUUCAAGACAACUGGGAAUUCUGAAAAAUACAAGGUCAAAUCAUGACGUCAGUGAUCUUCAAGUUGGAGCUCUAGAAAGAGGCCCGUGUUCCCGAGUUGGAAUUCUGACUUGGAUGACCGUUCAAAAAUAUUUUUCCCUGUCGGAGUUCCCAGUUGUCUUGAACGCACUGAAGUCGGAAGUCAGAGAUUUCCAGUUGUUUUGAAUGCGGCAUCAGAUUGUAACUAUGGUACCUCAGGGUUGCCAGCUCAGACCCCCCCCAUUUAUUGAUAAAUCCCCCAUCGUAGUAAUAUUUCCUGCAUCAUAUCCCCCCAUGAUACCUUCCCCCAUUUCUACCGACCAUGGACUUGAAAACUCCCCACAAAUGAAAUGAACCCCCCCACAAACCCCCUUAAAAUGGUUUCAUCCCUGUUUAGCUUGUGCACUAUGGUUAGGCUAGGCAGUAGGCUUGUAUUUGGGCUGAUGAUCUGUGAGGUGAUAACAUUUUAUUUGCUUUCUGAUUUGUCAAAAACUGUAAACGACUUGUCAGUCAGGUGCUCCGGUUCUUGUAUACACUGUAAGAAGUACAUUGAAGAUUUGUAAUAUGCUGAAAAGUGGCCAAACUAAGUUAAUAUUUUUCAGGUAAUGGGCGCAGCCAUCUUUGACUUUGACUUUGUUUAUUUGCGUCUUAUAGUGAAUGGCAUUCUGGGAUUAGGGAGUUUUCACUUUUCAAGCAUAAACAAACAUGGCUGCCUGCAUAAAGAAUUUAGCUGCUGUUAGCUUAGCUGAUACGCAUCUCUUUUGUAAACAAUAUUACAUUUCUCCCUUGUGCUCACCAGAUAUGUGGACAAUUGUAAACAAGUCUAGCAGUUAGGACGCUAACUUAUGUUUAGUUUUUUGUCAGCGCAACCUGUUAUUUAGACUGGUAUAUGGAAUGAGUUCGGCUGUGUAUGUGUUCCGUGUGAUGUUUGGAUGAUGAAGUUCGCAUUUAUCUUUUACAAUAAAAGGUGAAAUUGAGGAAUAAAGUUGUGAAGACCUUUAUUUCCCAUCAGUACAAAACAUUGUUUCGAUGCUUUUCAGACAACAAUGCUGUUUAGACACGUUUGUUGCAUCAUACGUUCUGUUGCUACUGUUCCAAUCACAUAUUUGCGAUGGUACGCUGCAGGGACCACUCAACAAUGAUCACAAAUAUGUGAUCGUACGCGUCAAAGGGUUAAUACAGUACUGUUAAUGAAAUAAAACAGUCUGUCUAUUGUUCCUAGCCGGUAACUGUUUCAUCUUCUUCUACACCUCUCUCUUCCUCUCCGUGUUGCAGAGGACAAUGUGUACGCAUUUGGGCGGGGGCAGCAUGGGCAGCUGGGCCACGGGACCUUCCUGUUUGAGGCACCUCUGCCAAAAGCACUGGACCACUUCCGGAAUGGCAGAGUCAGUCACGUAACCUGUGGAGAGAACCACACCGCAGUGAUCACAGGCAAGCUUCUAUACUAUUCUACUAGUAUACACUGUUGAAUAGAAGUUGUCAUUCAGAAAUUUGAAGCCUGAGCAUGUUCCAUUGAGACCCCAUCUCUCUCACUCCAGACAGUGGGAUUCUGUACACCUUUGGGGACGGUCGCCAGGGUAAACUAGGACUGGGGGAAGAGAACUUCACCAACCAGUUCAGACCAACACUGUGCCCACGCUUCCUCAAAUACAGCGUCCAGUCAGUAAGUCAAUUAGUGUCUGUGUGUGUCUGUCUAUGUUCGUGCACCUGCUAAUUAUGUGUGUUCAGGUGGCAUGUGGCGGCUCUCACAUGCUGGUGCUGGCUAUGCCCAGACCCCCAGAGGAUGAGGAAGUGGUGAUAGAGGAGGAGGAUGUUACAGAGACCAUUCUGGAGACUCUGGAGACCUACACUGAGCUGCUCUUGAUGGACCCCUCCCUCCUGAUACCCAACCCACAGACCGCACCUCCUCUCUGGACCCUGCCUGCUAGGGCCCGCCGCAGAGAGAGGGUGAGCACUGCCAAAACAUCUGACAGUUCCAGAAAGGAGAUCCGAAGUGUUGAUUACAAGGUUUGACAGAGUUGUGGUGUUUGGUUGCCUUCACUAGGGAGCAGUGUUGCAUCACAUUGCUGCACCUCAGUAAUGGUCAUAUGCAGUAGCCUACUUUAUGUGUACCAGUCUAAAUAACCACUCUUUAAUACUAUUAUUAUGGUCUGAUGGAGCAAUUUAGCCCUUCUGUAGCCAUUAUUUAGUAGUUAUAUCUACUUUUCUGUGUUGUGUGUUUCAGGAGAGUUCUCCAGAGCAGUUUGGCCAGAUGUUCCGUAACCUUCCGCCUCUGAUGUCCGGCUUACUCAACGCCUCCCUGCCCCUGUCCAGAAAUAUCUGCAUCUCCAGAACACCAUCUGAAGACCCCUCCACCUCCUCACUGUCCUCCAAUCCCUCCUCAAACAACCCCCCCAGCCCCUCUCUGUCCCUUAAAUCCAGAUCCAAAAUCCCAUUAACACCAUCACUGUCACCCAAGUUCAUAUUCCCAGACCCUCCUAGCCCUUCACUCUCCUCCAAGUUCUCCCCAAAGAAGAGGCCCAGCCCAUCAAAAUCACCCAAAUAUACAUCUAAAGAACCCCUUACCCCUUCACGGUCCUUCAAAUCCACACAUAAACUCAUCCCCACCACCUCAAUGUCCCCUAAACCCCCCUCUGUAAAGCCCACAGAUGAUAACCAGUCCCCCAAAACGCUGUCUGAGGGGCACGCCAGCCCUUCUCGGAGUCCCACCCCACCACAGACAGGUAGCCGAAUCCUACGAUGCUGUCUUUCCUUUUCACCACAGUAUACAGCCACAAGCUGUAGUAAGCAGAACUGCAGCCCAUAUUCUAUGACCUAUUCAGACCUGGGUUCAAGUACAUGUAUUUGAGUAUCUGGUAAUUUAAAAAUACUUUUUCCGUGUAUUUGAGUAUUUUCAAAUACACAGCCGAAAACAAUUACCCAUAAAAAUGUAAAUUAAACACAGUCUCAAAUAACCACCUGUCCCUUUUAAUAGCCGGGCAAAGGCACACAUUUCAGCAAAUAAACGCCUAAUUCAAAUACAUUUAAAUACUGGAAGUGAAUGCUGGAAUUAAACAAUUAACUAUGCAAAUGAGCAAAAGCUGUGUUCAUUAAGGAAGUAGAUGCCUGGCUCAAACAGAAGCCUGUCUCUAAUAAGCGCCUGUUGUGUUCAGUGAUAUACAGUUGAAGUCGGAAGUUUACAUACACCUUAGCCAAAUACAUUUUUUACUCAGUUUUUCACAAUUCCUGACAUUUAAUCCUAGUAAAAAUGCCCUGUCUUAGGUCAGUUAGGAUCCACACUUUAUUUUAAGAAUGUGAAAUGUCAGAAUAAUAGUAGAGAGAAUUAUUUAUUUCUGCUUUCAUUUCUUUCAUCACGUUCCCAGUGUGUCAGAAGUUUACAUACACUCAAUUAGUACUUGGUAGCGCUGCCUUUAAAUUGUUUAACUUGGGUCAAACGUUUCGGGUAGCCUUCCACAAGCUUCCCACAAUAAGUUGGGUGAAUUUUGGCACAUUCCUCCUGCAGAGCUGGUGUAACUGAGUCAGGAUUGUAGGCCCCCUUGCUCGCACACGCUUUUUCAGUUCUGCCCACACAUUUUCUAUAGGAUUGAGGUCAGAGCUUUGUGAUGGCCAAACCAAUACCUUGAAUUUGUUGUCCUUAAGCCAUUUGCCACAACUUUGGAAGUAUGCUUGGGGUAUUUGUCCAUUUAGAAGACCCAUUUGCGACCAAGCUUUAACUUCCUGACUGAUGUCUUGAGAUGUUGCUUCAAUAUAUCCACAUAAUUUUCCUUCCUCAUGAUGCCAUCUAUUUUGUGAAGUGCACCAGUCCAUCCUGCAGCAAAGCACCCCCACAGCAUGAUGCUGCCACCCCCGUGCUUCACAGUUGGGAUGGUGUUCUUCGGCUUGCAAGCCAACCCCAUUUUUCCUCCAAACAUAACGAUGGUCAUUAUGGGCAAACAGUUAUAUUAUUGUUUCAUCAAACCAGAGGACAUUUCUCCAAAAAGUACGAUCUUUGUCCCCAUGUGCAGUUGCAAACUGUAGUCUGGCUUUUUUAUGGCGGUUUUGGAGCAGUGGCUUCUUCCUUGCUGAGCGGCCUUUCAGGUUAUGUCGAUAUAGGACUCGUUUUACUGUGGAUAUAGAUACUUUUGUAGCUGUUUCCUCCAGCAUCUUCACAAGGUCCUUUGCUGUUGUUCUGGGAUUGAUUUGCACUUUUCGCACCAAAGUACGUUAAUCUCUAGGAGACAGAACGCGUCUCCUUCCUGAGCGGUAUGACGGCUGCGUGGUCCCGUUGUGUUUAUACAACGGUCUACAAUUUAUUUUCUGAGGUCUUGGCUGAUUUCUUUUGAUUUUUCCAUGAUGUCAAGCAAAGAGGCACUGAGUUUGAAGGUAGGCCUUGAAAUACAUCCACAGGUACACCUCCAAUAGACUCAAAUUAUGUCAAUUAGCCUAUCAGAAGCUUCUAAAGCCAUGACAACAUUUUCUGGAAUUUUCCAAGCUGUUUAAAGGCACAGUCAACUUACAGUUGAAGUCGGAAGUUUACAUACACUUAGGUUGGAGUCAUUAAAACUCGUUUUUCAACCACUCCACAAAUUUCUUGUUAACAAACUAUAGUUUUGGAAAGUCGGUUAGGACAUCUACUUUGUGCAUGACACAAGUAAUUUUUCCAACAAUUGUUUACAGAUAUAUUAUUUAACGUAUAAUUCACUGUAUCACAAUUCCAGUGGGUCAGAAGUUGACUGUGCCUUUAAACAGAUUGGAAAAUUCCAGAAAAUGAUGUCAUGGCUUUAGAAGCUUCUGAUAGGCUAACUGACAUCAUUUGAGUCAAUUGUAGGUGUACCUGAGGAUGUAUUUCAAGGCCUACCUUCAAACUCAGUGCCUCUUUGCUUGACAUCAUGGGAAAAUCAAAAGAAAUCAGCCAAGACCUGGUAAUGGUAGACCUCCACAAGUCUGGUUCAUCCUUGGGAGCAAUUUCCAAACGCCUGAAGGGACCACGUUCAUCUGUACAAACAAUAGUACGCAAGUAUAAACACCAUGGGACCACGCAGCCGUCAUACAGCUCAGGAAGGAGACACGUUCUGUUUCCUAGAGAUUAACGUACUUUGGUGCGAAAAGUGCAAAUCAAUCCCAGCACAACAGCAAAGGACCUUGUGAAGAUGCUGGAGGAAACAGCUACAAAAGUAUCUAUAUCCACAGUAAAACGAGUCCUAUAUCGACAUAACCUGAAAGGCUGCUCAGCAAGGAAGAAGCCACUGCUCCAAAACUGCCAUAAAAAAGCCAGACUACGGUUUGCUACUGCACACGGGGACAAAGAUCGUACUUUUUGGAGAAAUGUCCUCUGGUCUGAUGAAACAGAAAUAUAACUGUUUGGCCAUAAUGACCAUCGUUAUGUUUGGAGGAAAACGGGGAUGGCUUGCAAGCCGAAGAACACCAUCCCAACCGUGAAGCACGGGGGUGGCAGCAUCAUGCUGUGGGGGUGCUUUGCUGCAGGAGGGACUGGUGCACUUCACAAAAUAGAUGGCAUCAUGAGGAAGGAAAAUUAUGUGGAUAUAUUGAAGCAACAUCUCAAGACAUCAGUCAGGAAGUUAAAGCUUGGUCGCAAAUGGGUCUUCCAAAUGGUCAAUCACCCCAAGCAUACUUCCAAAGUUGUUCAAAAUGGCUUAAGGACAACAAAGUCAAGGUAUUGGAGAGGCCAUCACAAAGCCCUAACCUCAGUCCUAUAGAAAAUUUGUGGGCAGAACUGAAAAAGCGUGUGCGAGCAAGGAGGCCUACAAACCUGACUCAGUUACACCAGCUCUGUCAGGAGGAAUGGGCCAAAAUUCACCCAACUUAUUGUGGGAAGUUUGUGGAAGGCUACCCGAAAAGUUUGACCCAAGUUAAACAAUUUAAACGCAAUGCUACCAAAUACUAAUUGAGUGUAUGUAAACUUCUGAUCCACUGGGAACGUGAUGAAAGAAAUAGAAGCUGAAAUAAAUCAUUCACUCUACUAUUAUUCUGACAUUUCACAUUCUUAAAAUAAAGUUGUGAUCCUAACUGUCCUAAAACAGGGAAUAUUUACUAGGAUUAAAUGUCAGGAAUUGUGAAAAACUGAGUUUAAAUGUAUUUGGCUAAGGUGUAUGUAAACUUCCGACUUCAACUGUAGUGUAUGUAAACUUGUGUAUGUAAACUUGUAACAAGACAUUUGUGGAGUGGUUGAAAAACGAGUUUUAAUGACUCUAACCUAAGUGUAUGUAAACUUCCGACUUCAACUGUAAGCAAAUAAAUGCCUGGUCUAUUAAUUGAAGUUUUACGGACUUUUAUUUUAGAAUUUGAAUGGUUAUUUGUAAAAACCAAAUAGUCUGCGAAAUUGUAUUUGACAGUAUGUUCAAAUACUUAUUUCCAAUACUAUUUUCAAAUACCUGGGUUAAAUGCAUGGGAGUGUAUUUGAGUCAGUGUAUUUUAGUUUUUCAAAUACUUUCCAAGUGUAUUUCCAAAUGCAUCUUAAUAUUUUAUAAAUAAAAUAUACCUGAAUACUUACUUGAAAUGUAUGUGAAAGUAAUUGAGAUAUUUGAAAUAGUAUUUGAACCCAGGUCUGGACCUAUCCCAGUGCAGCCAUGUUCUCAGUAUGUGUGUUUACAGAGAGGAUUGAGGACACUGUGACAGAAGUCCCUGACAGCCUGAUGCUCAUUGAGAAUAUGGAGGAGAACAUGGAUGAAGAGGACAAUAAUGACAUGUUGCCAGACCUGGUGAGUACAAUUGCUUUAUUAUAGAAUAUUACAAUUUUUAGCAUGUGUUAUGUGUAGGUAUGUAUGCUGUCUUGCUUUCGUCUGAGGUACAGUACGUUGCCUCCAUGUCUUUGGCCUGGGAUCAUAAUGGCUCAUUACUUUGGUCUGGGUUCUCUGUUCUCCUCUACGUUGGUCUGGGUUCUCUGUUCUCCUUUACUUUGGUCUGGUGCCUGUGUGCUCCAAGGCAGGAAACAGCGUUUGCAGGCAGUCUUUGAGUAUUCCAGGAAAAUGUGCAUAGCUCAGCGCACUGUGGAGUGUGUGUGUUUGAUAGGGGAUAGGGGGGCAUUUUCCAUUUGGUGGAACAGUGGGGGGUGAAACCCAAAACCAUUCAUUUUAAUUGAGCUUGGUUUGGGAUCUCUCCAUCUGUCUCUGUAUCUGUCUCACGCUCAUUUGCUUUUCCAAGAAAAUAUGUCAUAAAUAUCCUCAAGGCAGCUUCAGUGCUACAGAUUGCUCCUGCCAAUAAACAAAUGUGUUUGAGCUUAACCCCUGUCCCUGCCACCAUCCCUCCCAUCAACAUACACACACACAACAAGUAUACACAUACACACACACACAGCACCUCCUUAUGUGUAGCUAAUCCAUAGUGUUGAUGUGGCUGGGAUGUCGACACACCUCACUUCCAUGUUUCCAUGACUCCUGCUGAGGGAGACUGAGGGAGUCUCCUGUGUUCAGAUGAGAAGCGUAUUUAGCUACACACAUCCAAACACUGCCACAGAAGCUAGAGAAACACAUGAUGCUGGGAAGACCAGGCUUUUCGUUUUGUUGUGCUGCCUCUCCCAUGCAUCAGGUAAUUCUUUAGUUUUUACACAGAACCGUUAUGGUGUCUUGUGUGCUAUGACCCUGUGUGUAUACUGUACAGGUUUUAUCUAGUCCUAGAGAGCCUUUGAGGUGUAGUAUAUUUAAGUGAUAAUGCCCGAGAAGGAUAUAUUGGCACGGGUUCGUCUUGGGCCAGUAACCUGUGUCACUAUAUCCUCCAAACACCGGCUUCGAGGGCAUUACAAACAUAUUCAAAUAAUGAUUGACAUAUUUUCGUUAAAACCUUUAUUUUGAUUAAUUUAUUCACACUAUUUCAUCCUUCCACAAGAUAUAGUCCUGACACAAAUCUAGGGUUGCUACCCAAGCCAGCUGGUCGUUCGUUCUAUUGGUUCGGUUUCCAGAGACGCGACCGAGUCGUUCAGUCUUUUUGUUCUGUAUCAAUGGACGCGACCCAUUCAUUAGUUCUAAAUGUUCCAUUGCCAUACUGGCUGGCAACGUUCUUAUCCCUUGCUUGCUAGCUAUCCAACUACAGCUAACUUACAAUCACGUCAAACGUCAAAAAGAAAAACAACAGUAGCUGUAUUUGCAUUUGUUUAAACUGUUUUCUAGUGACAUUUAUUUUGAUACAUCCAUAACAAUGUGCUAAUGAGGCACGAUUUCACCUGGCAUAGAAAAUGUGCUGUCUCGUCAGGGCACUGUUGUUCAGAGGAGCUAGCCAACAAAACAGCUAACACAAUCAUUUCAAACUGAAGCUGGAAAGACUGCAAACUAGCUGCACGUUUCGUUUUACCUUUUUUCAAUUUACAUUUCUUUGUAUAUAUCCAUAAAAAUGAUGCCAGCUGAUUCAUGAUUUCGACUGGCUGAGAAACGCUGCCUGCCUGUCUGUCUCGUCCCAACUCCCGACCCCUAUACGUUCAUUACUAUGGGACAGCUGGAGAUCAAAUUUGAAUAUUGAAACAAUGUUGCAAAUGUCGGAGAGACAGACAGCAAGGUUUAUACAAAUCUUCGCUGUUGAAAACUAAAUGUUAGUCUAAAAGAUAAUGUCUAGAUGCUUUUUAUAGUGGAGAUCAAGUUUAUAAAGUGCUUGGCUAGGCUGAUGAGACAGUGGAUUGCGCAGUCAGAUGGAACAGAGUAAAUAGGCAUUUUAACAUAAUAGAUUUAGCCGAUGGUAACUUGUGGAAUAGACACCGGCUGGAAUGUGCUUUUAACCAAUCAGCAUUCAGGAUAAAACCCACCCGUUGUGUAAGAGGAGUUAUGAGAUAGAUGAGUUUGGCACACGUUGAUGAAGGUGCAUGUGUUAAUGAAUUGGAUGGAAAAGCUUCUAAUAAAGGUUGCCAUGGCAAUGAGCACCCUCUCAUUAACUCAGAUUAUCAUUUAUUUCCAGCAGAGAUGGGGAAAAAAUAGACGUAUUGAAUCGCCAUUCGUCUUAGUUCUUCCUAAGGGCCUAUAGUUUUGAGUCUGUUAUACGGUUUUGUAGGCUCAUGCUUGCCUGCGGGAAAGCUGACUACACACACUUUGUUUACAUUCCUGAUGGAAAGAAGAUUCUGGCUUUUGUGUUGUAACCCUUUAUAGUUGUUUCAUUGUAAGAACUUCUAUGUAGGUUAUUACCGUAUCUCUAUAUAGUUCAAGGAGAUGUUGAGUUUGGUUGUGAGACUUGUGUCCUGUUCUCUUUGAGGCAGGCAUUACCAUUGGGAGGAGAUUCUGGCGAUGAGACUGGGACUACAUCUGCAGAACAGAAGGAAAAGGUAUGUUAUUGUAUUUACUGGAAGGGAGGAGAAAUAAGGACUGCCAUGUCUUUCUCCCUUAUUUCACUCUACAUUUAGAGACUUUAUUCUGCUUUACACUUUACUGUCUUCUCUUUAUGUUUCAAAUCCUUAUCUCUUUUUCUCUACUCUGAAUAUUCUCUGUUUGUAAAACUUACCCUCCUUUCUCUCAUUCUUCCUUUGCUCUCUUACUUUUAUAUCACUUUAUGUCUUUCUCUUUCUUCCUCUGUCUUUCUCUGUCUGUCUCCUUCACUCUUUCUCUAUCUCUCCAGGGACAUAAAAAGGGUCGGGCUCUGAGGAGAGCUGUUAAGGAGGCAGAAAUGGAGGUUGAACAAGCCCCGGCCAACAGGAAGGCGCAGCUACUUUCCCAUAAGGCCCUUCCCACCGAGCUCCUGAGAGGCUCCAGCUGGAGUUUGUUAAAGGCAGAGGCCACGCCCCCAAAGAGCCCCAAAUGCUUAAAGACCCCUCAGACCCCAGCCAGGGGCAAGGAGAACAUCGCUUUGACAACAGGAAAGGCUGGCCCUAAAGCGAACACCAGUAAACUGACGGGUAGUAAUCUGCAAAGCACAGGUAAAGCAGGGUCUAAGCCAAGUUCACCUGCAAAGAAACAAAGCAAGUUAUCCGUAUCGAAACCUAGCACUCCUAAACACAGUCAGAUCCAGAUAUCCGUGUCUAAACCCAGUACUCCAAAGAAUGGUCAAAGCAAACUGUCUGAAUCUAAACCCAGUACUCCAAAGAAUGGUCAAAGCAAACUGUCUGAAUCUAAACCCAGCACUCCAAAGCAUGGUCAAAGCAAACUGUCUGAAUCUAAACCCAGUACUCCAAAGCAUGGUCAAAGCAAACUGUCUGAAUCUAAAUCCAGCACUCCAAAGCAUGGUCAAAGCAAACUGUCUGAAUCUAAACCCAGCACUCCAAAGCAUGGUCAAAGCAAACUGUCUGAAUCUAAACCCAGCACUCCAAAGCAUGGUCAAAGCAAACUGUCUGAAUCUAAACCCAGCACUCCAAAGCAUGGUCAAAGCAAGCUGUCUGAAUCUAAACCCAGCACUCCAAAGCAUGGUCAAAGCAAACUGUCUGAAUCUAAACCCAGCACUCCAAAGCAUGGUCAAAGCAAGCUGUCUGAGGUGAAGAAAGGUACAGAGAUGAAAGGUAAAGGCCCUGUAAAAGUUCAAGGUAAGGAGGUUGAGGCGACCUGCACUCUGAUCAAAACUAAAAGUUUGGAGUCCAAAGACAAUAAAUCUAAAAUUGCAGAGGAAGAUACUAAAACAAUUGAAGUUCAAAAUAAACCACUUCAAGAGGUCAUGUCCACUCCAGUCAAAGUUAAAGGUAAACCUGUGGAAAAGGAACCAAUUCCAAUUAAGGCUAUUGCUGAAAGCACUCCUUUGAAAGUAAAGAGCAUUCCCAAGAAGAUUGUAGAUGAUAACAAACCAUCUGAAGGUAAAAGCACUCCAAUAAAGGGAAAAAAUAAGGCAAAAGAGGUGAAUGAAGAGAAGAUGGAAGAGUCUAUUACUUUCAAAGAGUCAGGGACAACAGAGGGGAACAAAAUGGCAGUUAAAGAUAAAGCCAAAGUCACAGAAACAGAAAGUGCACCCACCAACACAAAAUAUGUGCCCAAAUCUUUAGAUGUUGAAACUAAACUGACUGAGUUGAAGGGAGCCCCAGUGAAACUGAAAAGCAAGCCGACAGAGGUUUCCAGCCAACCAGUCUUAGUAGAACCUACCUCAAAGGCCGAAUCACCAAUCACAUCACUGUCAUUAUCAGAUGCACUACCUCAAAAUGCUGGAGAUAAGAAGUCAACGAAGUCACUGGUUGUCUCUCAGGUCAGGGAUAGAGUGGAGGUCCCAGGGGAAGAUGCCUUUGGUGAUUCCCAGGAGGGGGAGACUAGCUGGGGAGGAUUUCUCAGCGAUGCAGCCUCUCUCCUUCCAGAUGUGGGGAUGGCGGGGGCAGCCAUGGGGGUCCUGAGUGAGGCGGUGAUGAGUGUGAGGGGUUUUCAGUCUGAGAGUGGCAUAGCCAACUCUAUGCCUCCUCAGCGGUCCAGCCGGGUAGAGAGGUUCACCAAACAGAGCGCCAUCACCCAGCCUUCCUCCACAUCACCCUCUUCUUCAACAUGGUCAGGAGGUCAGGCCGAAGUCGAUGACGAUGAGAACUCUAGUAGUGAAAGGUCAGGAGCUGAGGAUGAUGAAGAUAAAGAUUCCACAAAGCGACAAGGAGAUGGGACAGAAAUGGAGAGCACCCAACAAGAGGAAAAAGAGGAUGGCAGAAGUGGUGAGGGUCUGGAAGAGAACAGUGAAGACAGUGAUACUGUGGCCAGUGGAGAGGGAAUGGGGGAUAGAGAAGAAAAGAGUGAAGAGAGCGAGGGCACGGAGGCGGAAGAAGAAGAAAAGGGGGAUGGUGUAGGGACAGGAGAGGGGGAGGAGGAAGAUGAGAGGUGUGAGAGUGAGGAGACAGGAGAGGGGGAGGAGGAAGAUGAGAGGUGUGAGAGUGAGGAGACAGGAGAGGGGGAGGAAGAAGAUGAGAGGUGUGAGAGUGAGGAGACAGGAGAGGGGGAGGAGGAAGACGAGAAGUGUGAGAGUAAGGGGACAGGAGAGGGGGAGGAGGAAGACGAGAAGAGUAAUAGUGAUGCGACAAUAAAGGGGGAGGAGGAAGAAGAGAAAAGUGAUGAGGGCACAGUACAGGGGGAGGAGGAAGAAGAGAAGAGUGAUGAGGGCACAGUACAGGGGGAGGAGGAAGAAGAGAAGAGUGAUGAGGGCACAGUACAGGGGGAAGAGGAAGAGGAGAAGGGUGAUAGUGAGGGGACAGGUGAUGGGGAGGAGAGCAAAGAGAGUGAUUCUGAGGCAAGCCUAGAGGAGGAGGGAGAGGAGAAGAUUGAACAGAGUGAGGGGUCAGAAGGAGAGAGUGAUUAUGCGUCAGUUGGAGAAGAGGAGGAAGGAGAAGAGAAGAUUGAAGAGAGUGAGGGGGAAGGAGAAGGAGAAGAGGGCGAAAGUGGUUCUGGGACAAGUGGAGAGGGGGAGGAGGAGGAGAAGACUGAAGAGGAGUCCAGUGAUGAAGAGAGUUGGGAUGAAAAAAAAGAGGAAGAGGAGGAGAGCAAUGCGAGUGAGUAUGAAAAGGAGGAGAGUGGUGAUGAAUCAGGAAAUGAGGCUGAGAGCAAGAGUGAGGGAUCAGCAGAAGAGAAGGAAGAUGAACAAGCAGAAGAAGCAGAAAGUGAAGAAAGUAAAGCUACUGAGUCAGCAGAGGAGGAAGGAGAGAACCAAGAAGAGGAAGAGAGUGGAGCAGAGGAGGAAGGAGAGGGAGAGGAUAAGGAAGGUAGUGAAAGUGAAGAAAAGGAGGAGGAGGGAGAGGAGGCAGUUGUAAGUGAGGAGGAGGAAGAAGAAGAGGAUGACAAUGAGGAAAAGGAUGAAGAAAGUGGAGAAGAUGAGAAUGAUGCAGGAGAGGAGAAAGAGGAAGCAGUUGAGGGUGAGGAAGAAGAGGAUGAAAAGAAAGCUGAAGGAGAUGAGAACAACGAAGUCGAGGAGGGUGAGGAGGGACGGGAAGAUGAUGAGAAAGAGGCCAGGGGAGAGGAAGAGGUUGAAGGUGGAAAAGGUGAGGAAGGGGAGGAAGAAGAAGAUGAAGAAGAGGGGGACAAAGAAGCAGAGGGAGAAAAUGAAGGAGAGGAAGGGGAAGAGGGAGAGGAGGAAGAAGAAAGACAGCAAGGAGAGGGGGAGGAUGAAGGAGAAGGAGAAGGAGAGGAAGAGGGUGAAGGGGAGGAGGAAGAAGAGGAAAUGAAGGAUAGAGAAGAUCCGGGAGAGGGAAAGGAUGAGAAUACAGAAGAAAGAGAAGAGAAUAAUGAAGAGAAAGAAGAGGAUGAGAGUGAAAAUGAAGGAGAGGGGGAUGGUGAAAAACAGGAAGAUGAGAAAGAGGAAAGAGGAGUGCAUGAAGAGAGAGAUGAGGCAUCAAAUAAACAAGAAGAGGAAAGGGAGAGGCAAGAAAAGGAAAACGAGAAGGAGGAAGAAAAAGAUGGAGAGGAAGAGGAGGGUGGAGAAGAGGGGGAGGAGAAGGGAGAUAAAAAAGAAGGGAAAGAAAAGAAGACAAGUGAUGGGGAGGUGGAACAAGAAGAGGAAGAAGAGGGUGCAUGUGAACAGAAAGGGGAGAUGGAUGAGGAGGAAACGGGAGCGGGAGAGGAGGAAGGUGAGCAGGAAGGAGAAGAAGAGGAAGAGGAGGAAGAAAAGGAGGAGAAAGGUAUGAAAGAAAAAGAAGUUGUGGAAGAGGAAGAAAAAGAGGAGAAAGAAGGGAAAGGACAGGAAGAGGAGGAGAGAGAUGAAGAUGAAGAAGAAGAGGAAGAAGAAGAAGAAGAAGAAGAAGAAGAAGAAGAAGAAAAAGAAGAAGAAGAAGAAGAAGAAGAAGAAGAAGAGGAAGAGGAAGAAGAGAUAAAAUCAGCAAAAGGGAAAAAGAAAGGAUCACAGAGUGUACCCCUUAAAGCAGCUCCCCCCAGCAGGAAAGGGAAGGAAGAGCCCCCAAGGGAGAAACUCAAACCACCGGCCCGUACCAAACAGAGGACCACAGGGGGAAAAAAGACAACCCAAGAAUCUCAACAGUUCUGGAACAAUGUCUUACCCCAGUACCUGGAGCUGAAGUGA